AUGGCAGCAAGCGAUCGGAAGAAGAAAGAUAUUGGCUGUCGCGUUGUGUUUCACGUGAGUACGAGUGUUUCUGCUCGUGUUUGGAUGCGUAUUCCAGAAUAUGUCGUCGUGUGUGUGCUUGGUCGGCCGGAAGUGGAGUGUGUACGAGAGGGAGAUGAGAGGGAAAAGAUUGUAGUUGUAAUCGGAAGUGGACCAAGCGCAACUGACAUAUCAAAAGAAAUAGCAAUGGUUGCAAAAGAAGUUCAUAUGUCGUCAAGAUCUCCACUUGUUAACAUGUCAAAACUGGAGAAGUUCGACAAUCUAUGGCAACACUCCAAGAUAAGUUAUGUAAGCACAGAUGGUACAUUGACAUUUCAAGAUGGUUUAUCUGUUGUUGCGGAUGUUAUACUUCAUUGUACA
Lactuca virosa is the source of this 399-nucleotide messenger RNA. The record is from the annotation of a GenBank genome assembly. NCBI's taxonomy places the organism in Eukaryota, Viridiplantae, Streptophyta, Magnoliopsida, Asterales, Asteraceae.